UCCCUGGCCCCCACCUCUUUUCGCGCCCUGGCCAGCUGCGCCCGGAACCCAGUCCGGAAUGUGGGCGCCUGCGGCUCGGCUCGGGGUUGCUGCUUCCCUACCCAGGAGCAGAGUUGUUGCAGCGGUCGCUGAGGAAGGAUGACAGAGCUGAAGCCCGCUGUCUGGGGAGAAGACACUGGUCUCACCCCAUCUGGAAUGAAGGGAAAUGCCUUGGCUGUUUGCACUCCGGGUCCCGGAGAAGUACAGCAGAUGGUGCGGGAACAGUACACAACCGCCACAGAAGGCACCCCCAUAGAGAGGCCCGAGAACCAGUGUGUCUACAAAAUUGGCAUUUAUGGCUGGAGAAAGCGUUGCCUCUACUUAUUCGUUCUUCUCUUACUCAUCAUCCUUGUUGUGAAUCUUGCUCUUACGAUUUGGAUUCUUAGAGUGAUGUGGUUUUCUCCAAUAGGAAUGGGUCAUUUGCAUGUAACAAAUGAUGGACUUCGCCUGGAAGGAGAGUCAGAAUUUUUAUUACCAUUAUAUGCCAAAGAAAUACGCUCCAGAGUGGACUCCUCUCUGCUUCUGCAGUCAACUCAGAAUGUUACCGUCAGUGCACGCAACUCAGAAGGGGAGGUCACAGGCAGGUUGAAAGUGGGUCCUAAAAUGGUAGAAGUCCAGAGUCAGCAGUUUCAGAUCAACUCCAAAGAUGGAAAGCCACUCUUUACUGUUGAUGAAAAGGAAGUUGUGGUUGGCACAGAUAAACUUCGGGUGACUGGGCCUGAAGGAGCUCUUUUUGAACACUCGGUGGAGACACCCCUUGUCAGAGCCGACCCAUUUCAAGACCUUAGGUUAGAAUCCCCCACACGGAGUCUGAGCAUGGAUGCCCCGAGGGGGGUUCAUAUUAAAGCUCAUGCUGGGAAAAUCGAGGCACUUUCUCAAAUGGACGUCAUUUUGCAGAGCAGUGAUGGAAUGCUGGUGCUUGAUACUGAAACCAUUCGUCUACCCAAGCUGGUACAGGGGACUUGGAGUCCCUCUGGUGGCCCGGAGGGACUCUAUGAAAUCUGUGUGUGUCCGGAUGGGAAGCUCUAUCUGUCUGUGGCUGGUGUGGAUACCACGUGCCAGGAACACAGCCACGUCUGUCUCUGAACCACUGCCUCUUCCACAGACCGCCUGCCUUGUUUCCCUGGGAUUGUGGCCUUGAACCUUUCCACUUAGGGGGCAGCCAGACAUCCUGCAAGACUGAGACAGGAUGAGAACUGGGAGGAGGACAGGCUUUCCAGAGGAAUGCACCAAAAACAAAACCACAUGAUCUCCAGGUGACCUGUGGAUGUUAGAUACAAAAAUCAGAAUGUCAGAAGAAUGCUUAUUCCACUGGAUUAAUUUUCAUCAGAACAAUUGUGACUUUUCCUAGCCCUCUUCUCCAUCUCUCAUACAUGUCAAUGUUCAACAAAAUGUCGAAUUUGGGUGUGGAAUUAAUUUAUAGUGUUCAACAGCGGAUAUCUAACUCUUCACAAAAGUAGAACUGGUCAAUACAAAAAUGUCCCAAGUUCUAUACCGCGUCUCCUUCUUCCUGCAGCUUCAUACAGUGUGUCAGGCUUCACAAGAAAAUAUUCAGGUUUCAAAGGUGAUUUGAGGUUGAUCUGAUUUACAAUAUGUAGUCAAUUGAAUAAAUUACAAAAAAAUAAGUUAUUUUAUAUAUAUUGUCAAUUAGCAAUAAAAAUCAACCUACAUA
Ictidomys tridecemlineatus (thirteen-lined ground squirrel) is the source of this 1711-nucleotide messenger RNA. RefSeq names its product sarcoglycan gamma (gene Sgcg). Gene Ontology annotation, biological process: cardiac muscle tissue development; heart contraction. The record is from RefSeq and is a predicted model, not a curated record. Gene Ontology annotation, cellular component: sarcoglycan complex; sarcolemma. NCBI's taxonomy places the organism in Eukaryota, Metazoa, Chordata, Mammalia, Rodentia, Sciuridae.